AUGUCGCAGACACCCUCGGGCCACAUCGACUAUCGCACCUCGGCCCACCUCAUCUUCUACGGCCCCACCCUGCCCCACCUCGAAAACCUCAUCACACCCUCCCGCCACCCGCAGACGCUCGACAGCGGCUGGCGCGUCUACCUCGUCGUCGCCCUCCGCCUUGCCUACCUCGUCUGCAUCGUCGUCCCCGUCCACGUGGCCCUGACGCUCCUCAGCUUCGCGCGGUGCAGCCGUCGACGCUGGCUCGACCACGCAUACCCGCCAUCGCGCCUGCCCGCACGCCAGCCCAGCUGGACGCUCCUCCGCACCUUGGCCGUGCCCCUGUCCUACUCGAUCCUCUGGGCCGUAUCCUACGGCGCACCACGCCGCGCAGACGGCCGCUACGAGGGCGCGGCCAGGCAUACACGCCUCAAUCGCCUCGGCAUCUCGUAUCAGGGCUGGAGGAUCGACUGCGAGGCCGUCGUCAUCCCGCCCCUGCCCCUCCCUCGACCCACCGCCAAGCCAGCGCCGCCGCCGCCCAACGGCAAGGCGCACCCCGACGACCGGUCGGAAAAGCAGGAGGGCCAGCCCGGGCCCGAAAACGGCCACCCGCCACGUUUCGACGACGCACCAACUGAGGACGCAUCCGAGUUGCUGCGCCACCGUCGACCUCGCCCGGCGCCGCAGCGGGUGCCGACCCAGGAAGCCGUCGGGUACGAAGACGACGAGCGUGUCCCCCCGGACGUGCUGCGGGGCGAUGUGGCAGGGCAGCGCUUCGGCGUCGAGCCACGGCCGUGUCCGGCCUUCUGGCUUUGGAAGACGCACGCGGCCGAAGUCAAGCACGGCAAGGUGACGGCCGUCAAGCCGGGUUCGUCGCAGGCGGGCAUCGGGUGCGGUCCGGCGCUGGGGCCCGACGAGCGCGUCGUCCUCUACCUCGUAGGCGGCGCCUACGUCCAGGGCCACCCGCUGCUCUCGUCGAUUGCCGCCUCAGUGUGCCGCACCACGUCGCUGCGCGUGCUGUGCGUAAACUACCGCAAGGCCACAUCCGACGACCGCGCCUUCCCCGCCGCGCUCCAGGACGCCUUGGCCGGCUGGGUGUACCUCACCAAGCGCCUCGGCUUCCGGCCGCGCAACGUCGUCCUCCUCGGCGACUCGGCCGGUGGUGGUCUGUGCACCAGCCUGCAGAUCUACCUGUCGGCCCUCAUGUUUUCCUCGCGCCUCGACCAUGGCCGCCGUCGCCGCCGCAGCUGCGACCUGGGACGGGCGCGCAAGCUGGUGCUGCACUCGUCGUGGACCGACCUGACGCUGCGCAGCCCGCAGCUCGUCGAGCACGCGCGCUACGACAUCCUCAGCCCGCACAAGCUCUCCGAGGCGCGCGACGCCUACCUCCGCCACGUCCUGCCCAUCCCGGGACGCCGCAACGCCAUCGUCGACCCUCUCCUCGACGCCGCGCCGCUGGGCAAGGGCGCCAUCAAGGACGUGGCGGAACGGUACGACGUCGACUCCCACCCCGUCGGCAGCCCGGCCUACUAUCGCCACCUCGCCCGGCUCGCCGAGGAUCUGCCCGAGACGAUUGUCCGGCUCGGCGCGUUUCAUCCCCUCUUUUCGCCGGGCAUAGCCGUGCGUGAGAACGAGUACCUGCGCAAGGCGCUGCACCUCCUGGGCCCCCCUCCCCCUCGUCUGCGCUCCUCCUCUUCCUCCUCGUCGUCGGAGGAUGACGAAAAAGACACCAAUGACGAAGAAUACGACGACGACGACAAGAUGGAAAUGCUGCUAACCGUCGGAUCCAUCGAGGUAUUCCAGGACCAGAUCCACGCCUUGGCCGACAACCUGCGUUCCCUCUCCUCCUCCUCCUCCUCCUCCUCGUCCUCUGCAGAGACGGGUGAACAGGGCGGGGCACCGCCUCCGCUGUCCAACGUAUCUGUCUCGGUCGUAGAGGGUCUGGGCGAACACCACGUCUACCCCAUCGCGCGCAUCCACGACCGUACCGUCGACCAGGUCAACGCACUCGUCCGCGACUUUAUCACGGCCUAA
This is a messenger RNA of Pseudozyma flocculosa PF-1, 2013 nucleotides long. RefSeq lists its product as uncharacterized. Gene Ontology annotation, molecular function: hydrolase activity. NCBI's taxonomy places the organism in Eukaryota, Fungi, Basidiomycota, Ustilaginomycetes, Ustilaginales, Ustilaginaceae. The transcript has a single exon. The record is from RefSeq and is a predicted model, not a curated record. The coding region runs from base 1 to 2013 and encodes 670 amino acids.